GUGGCGAUCUACUCGGCAACAUCCCGGGGACGAAUGCAACUGAUCUACGGCGGACAGCCAUUCAUCUUCGAGAAGACCCUGAAACUGUCUUCGGGUGAGGAGAAGCGCUUCUGGCGCUGCAAUCAAUGGUGGAACCAAAAGUGUCGCUCCCGCGUCUUCACCAUCAACGACGUUGUCUGUCCGCUUAACCGAUUCCACACGCACGAGGAGAUCGUGCGGCGAAAGAAGCGAGUGCGCCGCGUGCCGCCGGUGGAGACGAUUGCCAAGGUGGUUGCCACAACACCCAGGCAUCCGCAGCAUCAACAGAUAACCCAGCAGCAACAAGAAAUCCAGCUGACCAGCGAUGCAAUUGCUGGAGCAAUACUGGACGACGAAUCCCCAGCUACAAUCGAUGUCAGCGAGCUGGGGAUGCACCUGAAAUACGAAGAAAUCGUAGCGGAUGUCACGGGCGCCACGCGAGUGGUCAGCCGUCGGAAGUGAAGAUUGCUUUUUAUUUUCUGACGAAAGAUCGCAGAUUCAGAUUGCUUCUUUCAUUUUUGAACUUGCCACGUCGAAAACCAAAAGCCGAACAGUUUUGAUGAAUUUAAAAAGGCUAAACACAACCACUAGCCAAUAAAUAACAUUUUUAUUAUUAUUUAAGAACAUAUUUUUAAAGCUCUUUUUAUUAAGCGUAACGAAGCAUAUUCCAAGGUUUCCUUUCCCAUUUGUAUAAUUUGAUAAAUGCAUCAUGAUUUCCUUUGAUAUUUUGGAGUUGUUUAGAAUAAAAUCUGUUCCUUCUGUUAUACCUUUGUUCAAACAAAAUUAACUUAGCUUACUCCCAUAAUUAUUAAUAUAAAACUGCGAUUUAGAAGGCGGACAAGCUAGCAAUUAUGUUUCAGCUUAUAAACAAUUUAUUAUGUGUACAUUUAAUAAACGUAAGCCCCAAACAGUGCAAUUGAA
Drosophila mauritiana is the source of this 939-nucleotide messenger RNA. RefSeq lists its product as uncharacterized. The record is from RefSeq and is a predicted model, not a curated record. The coding region runs from base 34 to 480 and encodes 148 amino acids. Lineage: Eukaryota; Metazoa; Arthropoda; Insecta; Diptera; Drosophilidae. The transcript has a single exon.